AUGUCGUCUGAGCAAUUGGAAAUGGCCUUAGCGGCAUUUCUACAACAGCAUGACAGGGCCUCGUUGAUGGAGAUGGUUGAGAAGGCUGCUCCAGCUCCCGUUCCUCCAGUUCCUGACCAGGCUGAUGCUGCAGCAGGGAACAGCAGGCGAUCCAGGCGUUCCAGACCUCCUUCCCGUUUAAGCCCUAGUCCUUUAAGGGGUGGAGGGAGAAGAUCUCUGCCUGUGUCCCGGGAUACGAGGUCUGCACGAUCUGGCAGACCUCUGCAACGUCCCACACGGAGAGAACAGCAGCGGGAGGCGUGUCCUCCUUCCCCCGCUGCAGAAGUUGAUCCGGGGGUCGUGUGUGCUGCCGGCCCAUCCUGUGAACGCAGCCGUAGCCCCCGCUCACCAGGCAAGAGACAGAGAGAGGCGGCGAGUGUGGGGUCGGGACGGCAUCAGCGGCGUGAUCAAGUUUCUUCGGGUCAACAGACGACUCCUCGUGAAGGGGGGAGGCGGGCUUCCAGGGCAGCCUCUCGCCCCCACCCUGCUCCUGUUGCUGCACGAGGCCGGAGUGCAGCCAGCAGACGGCGUGAGGAUUCUCCAUCGUCCAUCACUUCAGGAAGCAGAUCUACCUCCUCCAUAUGUGACGAUCUGCCGCCCAGACUUUCUCCUGCUGCUAGUAUCGAUGGUUCAUCGCCUACACUGGUCUGGAUACUGGGUCACUCCUUUAUCUACUGGGCGGCUCGUCGUGCGGAGCGGCGGGUAUAUGGCAGGAACUUGGGUUUUCCGUACGACAAGGUCAGAAUUCGUUGGCGUGGUAUUCGUGGCCUGCGCUGGGUUCAGAUUCCGGAAUCGAAAAGGCGCUGGCCUUGGUGGGGGCGCAGCCAUAGCUCAGGCAAGCCUGAGUUGGCUGUGGUGGCGGGAAGUCUCGGCCAGCACCUUUUAUGUGGAAUAUCCAGUGGAUGGAGAAGGCUUGGGGAGACGAGUUCUGUGGAGGCUGACGGUACCCAGAACGAGAGCUCUUGUCACAGCGGGAAGUCUCGGCCAGCACCUUUUAUGUGGAAUAUCCAGUGGAUGGAGAAGGCUUGGGGAGACGAGUUCAGUGGAGGCUGA
Messenger RNA from Spea bombifrons (plains spadefoot toad), 1092 nucleotides. RefSeq names its product serine/arginine repetitive matrix protein 1-like. Lineage: Eukaryota; Metazoa; Chordata; Amphibia; Anura; Pelobatidae. The transcript is spliced from 4 exons. Bases 1 to 1092 code for a protein of 363 amino acids. The record is from RefSeq and is a predicted model, not a curated record.